Molecule: messenger RNA, 1408 nt
Organism: Fimicolochytrium jonesii
Lineage: Eukaryota; Fungi; Chytridiomycota; Chytridiomycetes; Spizellomycetales; Powellomycetaceae
Exons: 1
Coding region: 58-1161 (367 amino acids)
Biological process (GO): fatty acid biosynthetic process
Cellular component (GO): fatty acid synthase complex
Molecular function (GO): fatty acid synthase activity
Source: RefSeq, a predicted model, not a curated record
GCGCGACAAACUGAAUUGUGAAGCCCCAAACCGUUGGGCAGCAAGCCCUCUCCCAUCAUGCUCCUCUACCUCUUGCUCAUCCUCCUCUUCCUCGCCUUCUACUACCACCUCUAUAUCGCAACCCUCAUCUCCUCCCCCCAAAUCCACCUCUCACCCACCUCGCUCAGAAGCCCCUACACCCUCCCUUCCGAACUCCUGCGCGCCUACACCCGCAUCUUCCUCAAAGCCAUCGGGCUCAACCUCCGCAAACCAGCGCGGUCUGAGGUCGCGGCUAGGAGGGCGAAGGGGAUUGAGAUUACAUCUCCGGUGGUGGUUGACCGGGUGCAUUUGGAGCGGUAUGUUGGGUUGAUUCGGCCUGGCCGAAGCAGCGAGAUCGCAGAUGAUGAUGUUCUCCCGCCGUUCUACUUGAACGCCGUUGCGGGGUUCCUGCAGGUGCUGUUCCUAUCGCACCCUGACUUCCCGUACGCAGCUCUGGGGGCGUUGAAUGUGCGGAAUCGGAUCACCGUCUACCGCCAUCUGACUGUGAGGGAAUGCACUGGUGCGGAAGGACUGGAAGCGGUGUGCAAGCUCACCGAGAUCCGCGCCGCCAGGCGCGGGACGGAGCUCGAUCAGUUGAUCUCGGUGUUUCUGGACGGGGUGCUGGUUUGGGAUUGCGUGUUCACCAUCCUAGUCCUGGGCAAGUCGGGCGCAUCUGCCUCGAAGGGCCCUUCUGAACCAGAGUCGAAUCGUGAGAAGGAAGCCGGCCCCGCCUCGCUAACCAUCACACACCCCAUCCCCCUCCCCCCGACCACCGGCGUCGCCUACGCCAAACUCGCCUACGACUUCAACCCCAUCCACAUCCACCCCUCCACGGCCCGUCUGUUCGGGUUCAAAUCAAACAUCGCCCACGGGUUAUACGUCGCCGCCGCUGCCGCCGCAUACAUCCCUGACGCUUCCACCCUCGAAUUGCCGGCGCGGUAUCACGUGCAGUUCAAGAGUCCGGUGAUGUUGCCGAGUAGCGUGGAUGUGCAGGUGUUUGAUCGGCGGGAGGGGGAUGGGAGAAGAUGGGAGUUUGUGGUGAAGCCGGAUUUUGAAAAGUCGAAGGGGAUGUAUAAUCGGGAGAAGUCGAGGGGACGGCCGUUGAUUGAGGGGUGGGUGGAGUGCGGGGAGGGUCGGACGUGACAUGGUAGAUGUCUUGAAGGGCGCGGGGGCAUCAAAUGGUAGAAACCACAAAACUAUUGUCCCAAUAUGAAUCAAUGCGCCGUGCCCGCGAUCACGCUUAGCGAGGACAGACGUACCGACCACGCAUGUCACAAAAGACGCUUCCAUUGAGAGCAGACCCCAAAAAGAAUGUACAUGCAUAUGCAAAUCAAAAGAAUGAAAUCCCCAAAAAGAACACCACAUCCCGAGAUCCAAAAAAAGAGAAGGA